AUGGUCAUUGAUCAAAGUGGUGAAUUGUCGUACAUUAUGAAUAAAGCGCCGUCAUCUUCUCGUGCCAACUUGACAAUUGGUCGCCUGUCAGGCAGUGGUAGUGCUAGUUCCAGCGAAAUGAGCAGCGAUUCGGAUUCGGAAACAGCCAGCAGCAAGGGAGUUCGUGUUGGCGAUGGCUAUCAGGCAGUCAUCCCUGACUACUGUCUUCCAAAACCAGCGCCAUCUCAAUAUCCGGAAAAGGCGAUCAAGGUUUGGAUACCUAACGAGGAAGUUAGUGACAAAAAAAUUAGCGAAUAUGUUCAAAUUGCAAAAGAAAAGUACCGCUACAAUCCGGAGCAAGCUUUAGGAAUACUGUUCUGGCACGGAUUUGAUUUUGAGUGUGCUUUGUCCGACUUGUCCAACUUUUUGCCCUAUCCUGAUGAAUGGACAAUGGAAGACAAAGCCCUGUUUGAACAGGCGCAUCAGUUUUACAACAAAAACUUUCUCAAAAUCAACACGCUUUUGCCUGACAAGAAAAUUUCUAGCCUUAUCAAAUACUAUUACACCAAGUGGAAGAUUUUAAAGUGUGUAAAAGAUCCAUCUUAUAUACAAAAACAAAUCAACAGGAAGCCAUUUCAAAACAAAGAUGGCAGUAAUGGUUCGCCAGGAAAUAAUGCUGAUAAGAACACAGACAUUGAAUGUGUAUCACCUAACAGACAGGCGUGUGCUCUCUGUCAAACCCGAACCCGAACCACCGAUUACUUUAACACUAACCAGGGAGUUGUUUGUCGUUCAUGCUUCGUCGAAAAGAGCAAAGACGGAAAUAUCAAUGCAAACGGUAACAAUGACGAGGGUUACUUUGAGGAUGAAAAUAAAGUCCUCCCAAAUGGAAUGACAAAGAUGAUACUUGACAAGAAAGUACUCGUUGAAAUUGCUCGCGAGCGUGAGGCAAACAUUAGUCGAAAAGCAGUAGAGUUACUGGAACUGGAUAUUGCCGAUGUGAUUCGCAAGAUUCGUGAGCACAAGCAGCAGAAUGCUUCCAUCAAAGAGUCGCUCGUUGAGUUUCCCGAUUUGAUUGGUCUAAACCAAAAUAAUAACCGCUCCAGUUCUCGAUGGAACGACUCUGACAUUCUCAUUUUCACAAAAGCCAUUUCAGAGUUUGGUUGUGAUUUUAAGACAAUCGCUGAAAUUCUUGGCAGCAAAACUGAAAAUCAGAUUAAGAUGUACUAUCUUGCAAAUAAGGACAAGUUUAAAGACGUAAUGUCAAAACAAAACAUUGAGAACUAUAUGGACGAAGAGAUGGUCGUGGAAGAGUCCUCUGAAGAGCCUCGCCAAGUUGUUGGUCGAUUUGGCAAGUAG
Messenger RNA from Rhagoletis zephyria (snowberry fruit fly), 1338 nucleotides. NCBI's taxonomy places the organism in Eukaryota, Metazoa, Arthropoda, Insecta, Diptera, Tephritidae. The record is from RefSeq and is a predicted model, not a curated record.